AUACCUUGGAUGAAACCCCUGGUUUCUAAGAAGAAAUCCUGGUGGGUUCAAAGUUUUAUGGAAGCAGUUUGACUCAUUUUACUGCUACUGUGCAAAAGGCUUAUAACACUUCAUCUCACUAAAGAAAAAAAAAAUACAAACUGAAAUCAGUAUUUUUCGGACCCACUAUAUAUCUGUGAGGGUUAAAAAUGGAAUUAUUUAUUCAGUGCAGGACUUCUAACAGACAUGAGUCCUGUAAGCUGCUUUUGCUGUAGUCACAGUCAGCUGAACAUUACUAAGGAAGUUUCUCUACAUCAUUCAUUCAGGAGCUGGGAAGGGAAAUAUUCCUGCUGACUCAUGCUUAUUAGUAUUUUCCUUGCUCCACCUCCAGUCGUUUUGGCUCCUCCUCUCCUCUCUUGCUGCUGGUUGCCUACUAUAUUUAAACAGCUGUCUUAGAGCAGAGAGAGGAUUCCAGCCUCGUAGUUUGUUUGGCUCUCCUGACUGUACAACCAUUUUCAUAAAGAUCCCACCUCUCAUCAGACCUGCUGCUAAAGCAGGUAGAUUCCAGAGCAUAAAUGCUUCCAGAUGGGAAAAUGUAUCCAUUGGUGACCAGACCCUCAAAUAAGAGCGGGCUCAAGACACUGCCUGUUGUGAUCAUAGGGAAUGGACCUUCAGGAAUCUGUCUCUCAUAUUUGCUGUCUGGUUACACCCCUUACUUCAAAAGACACUCUCUUCAUCCUCAUCCUAUUCUUCAGAGGAAACUGGAAGAGGCACCAGAAGUGUCUGUUUUGGACCAGGAUUUGGAGUAUCUUUCUGAAGGCUUGGAGGGACGAUCCCACAGCCCUGUGGCUCUACUGUUUGAUACUCUACAGCGUCCAGACACAGACUUUGGUGGGACAGAAGAAUCUGUGCUCACUUGGUGGCAUGAGCCUGACAGAGCCAUCCCCCACCUGGUCCUUGGCAGAAACCCUCCUGGAGGUGCCUGGCACUCUAUAGAGGGCUCCAUGGUUACCCUGAGCAGAGGGGAAUGGAUGGGACUCCCAGAUCUCCCUUUCAAAGAGUGGUUAAAGCAAAAGAGAAGAGGCCUCAGAAACAAUAGAGCCACAGCAGAGGACAUUGCUCAAUAUUACCAACACUAUGUGAUGAAGAAAGGACUGCAGAAGAAUUUCAGAUGUGGCACUGUUGUGACCUCUGUGAGGAAAGUGAGUGCAGAGAGCAUCUCCAACCACACCCAGAAAGAUCUGCAGGAGGGUAGUGACUCACUGUGGAGCUCCAAUGAAAAAAGUACAGAGGUCUUUCAGGUGGAUGGAUUUUUUAAAACUGUGGAAGGUGAUAAAGAGCCCUUCUCCAUCUAUGCAGAGAAUGUGGUUUUGGCUACAGGAACAUAUGACAAUCCUACCUGGCUCGGGGUCAAGGGAGAAAACCUUUCCUAUGUCCACCACCAGCUGUCUGCCCUAGAAGAAGCAGUGAAGAACAACAGUGUUGGCAUCAUGUCAGAUCCAGUCUUGAUUGUAGGUGCUGGUCUGACAGCUGCUGAUGCGAUUCUCUUUGCUCACCAGUGCAAUAUUCCAGUAAUCCAUGUUUUUCGGAGACGAGUCACUGAUCCGGGCCUUAUUUUUAACCAGCUCCCCAAAAUGAUGUACCCUGAAUACCACAAAGUCCAUCAGAUGAUGAAAGAACAGACAGCUGCCUGUGCUGGGCCCUAUGAGUGCUACAUCAGCCUCCCUGAACAUCACGUGCUCUCCUUUGGCAAGGACAAGAAAUGCAUCUUUCAAGACAAGAAUGGCUGUCAGAAAUCUUAUAAAAUUUCCAUGGCUCUCGUUCUAACUGGCUCAAACCCCAACCUCUCCUUUCUGCCAAAUGAUGGCAUUGACUUGGCAAUGGACAGUGAGCAGCCAGUCAAUCCAAAGAGGAAUCCCAUAGAUGUGGAUCCAUUCACCUAUGAAUGCACUCAGGAGAAAGGGCUCUAUGCUCUGGGACCUCUGGCAGGAGAUAACUUUGUACGCUUUGUGCAGGGAGGGGCUCUGGCUGUUGCCAGCUCUCUGUUAAAGAAAGCCAACAAAAAUCCUCCCUAACAAAAAAAACCAUCCCUUUACUACCUGUACCUGGAUGGGUUAGUGCUCCUUCCAUGGAGCAGCAAAUCAUCUGAUUUGUAUAUCCUCAAAUCUAAAGGCCAUUCCUGGUAUUCUUCAAGGUUACAUGGAGAGUUAGUAAAUUCUUGCUGAGCUAUUUGGGAAGAUUAAGUGACCAAAUACAGGGUGGGUUCCACACACAGCAGUAUCUUCAAUUCCUGAGAAUUCAGCUCCUUUUCUGCAUAGCAGUGCACGGUUACUGGUUCUGAAGCCAAGGGACAAGACAGGAAUUGCUCUUCGAUCUAAAAUGCUCCAGGUGACUGAAAAUUGGAUUGAGGAAACAAUGUCAAUUAUUAUCAGAUAGCAGGCCCACAACACUGUGUCUGUUGGUGUCUUACAGUGUUUUGUCUUGAAACAAAGUAAACUGACCUGGUUUUAUUUACUCCUGUGGUUUGGCUGUAUGUUCUUGUUAGGCCAGAAAUCACUGCCAGGUGCUGCAGGUACCUCUUUGGCGUGUGGAGGGGUACUCUGGAAGUAAAAACUGGCACACGAACAUUCGAAAUGGUAUUGUCUCCCUGACACCAGCAAUAAGUAAUUUAUGAUUUUUAAAAAAAAUCAAGAGAUUCCUGUGAUGGGUUCUUCUCCUUCCUGAGAAGAAAUGGUACUGAUUUGCAAAUACUUGGUUUGCCAUCCUGCAGCUUCCUGCUUUCUAAAUCCUAAACCUGUGAUAGCCAAACUCUUGGCAGCUGCUGUAGAGACAAGCAGAACUAAAGGGGAGCUAUAGGUCUGUCUUGGAACUGCCCACAUACUGUAUGGGGCUUCUGCUGCCUUGGGUAUUCUGGAAAGGUGCAAUAUGAUAAAUUACUAAUGUAUUGUGUGUUUUUUAAAAUAAUAUUAUUUGUAGAAGAGGGGAAAAUGGCACAGUCACUUUUUGGUAGCGUUAUGCUAUAUAUAUCUCAACUUUUUAUACUGUUUUUCUAAAAGAAUUUUAUUGGCAGAAUAUUUUGUUACAGUCUUUCAGUCUGUUCUGGAUGAGCUGGGGUGGAUGGCAAUGAUGCCUUAUGUUGUAAGCAGCAUUCUCAACAGACCUACAGGGGCUUUCAUACCUCUCACAGGAAAAAUUGCUGUCAUAGUUAAUUUAAUUUGAUGUAAAGACAGACUCUGCUCCCUGUGCUGCACUGAAACUCACUGACAUCACAAGGCUCUGAAAGUGGGAUGAGAUAUCUGUAAAUGAAUUAGUCUGAAGCUGAGAUGUGGGAGGGGCUUGUUUGUGGUGUUACUGUAUCACAUUUGAAUCAUUUUUCUGACUGACUAUUCUUGUAGGAAACUUUCCAAUAAAGUGGUUUCAGACUUA
Molecule: messenger RNA, 3405 nt
Organism: Poecile atricapillus (Black-capped chickadee)
Lineage: Eukaryota; Metazoa; Chordata; Aves; Passeriformes; Paridae
Gene: OSGIN1
Product: oxidative stress induced growth inhibitor 1
Exons: 6
Coding region: 555-2054 (499 amino acids)
Source: RefSeq, a predicted model, not a curated record